Molecule: messenger RNA, 2747 nt
Organism: Phodopus roborovskii (desert hamster)
Lineage: Eukaryota; Metazoa; Chordata; Mammalia; Rodentia; Cricetidae
Gene: Cdc7
Product: cell division cycle 7
Exons: 11
Coding region: 44-1732 (562 amino acids)
Biological process (GO): mitotic DNA damage checkpoint signaling; protein phosphorylation
Cellular component (GO): nucleus
Molecular function (GO): protein serine/threonine kinase activity; ATP binding
Source: RefSeq, a predicted model, not a curated record
CCUCCCCUGUGGACAUGACUCCGUAGCCUCACUGGGUGCUCACAUGGAGGAGCCAAUGGAACUUUCCCCCCUGCGUGGCGGUGACAGGGGUCCCGCCGACGACUCGUUAAAAAAAUAUGAGCAGAGUGUUAAACUUUCAGGCAUUAAAAGAGACAUUGAGAAGCUUUGUGAAGCUGUACCUCAGCUUGUCAAUGUGUUCAAAAUUAAGGACAAAAUUGGAGAAGGCACCUUCAGCUCUGUUUAUUUGGCCACGGCACAGCUACAAGUAGGACAUGAAGAGAAGAUUGCACUGAAACACUUAAUCCCAGCAAGCCACCCUGUAAGAAUCGCAGCAGAGCUCCAGUGCCUGACAGUUGCGGGGGGCCAAGACAAUGUCAUGGGAGUUAAGUACUGCUUCCGGAAGAAUGAUCAUGUGGUUAUUGCCAUGCCAUAUCUGGAACAUGAGUCGUUUUUGGACAUUUUGAAUUCUCUUUCCUUCCAAGAAGUACGGGAGUAUAUGUUUAAUCUCUUCAUAGCUUUGAAACGGAUUCAUCAGUUUGGUAUUGUUCACCGUGAUGUGAAGCCCAGCAAUUUUUUAUACAACAGACGCCUGAAAAAGUAUGCCUUGGUGGACUUUGGUUUGGCCCAGGGAACCCCUGACACAAAAAUAGAACUUCUCAAGUUUGUCCAGUCUGAGGCUCAUCAGGAAGAUUGCCCACGAAGCAAGCACCACGGAGUCACUGGACAAAAAGGCUCACUAAGUCGCCCAGCACCCAAAACACUGGAUCAGCAGUAUGCUGCAAAAACGUCUGUCAAAAGAUCCUACGCCAAUGCACAAGUUCACAUUAAGCAAGGAAAAGAUGGAAAGGAGGGAUCUGUAGGCCUUUCUGUCCAGCGCUCUGUUUUUGGAGAAAGAAAUUUCAAUAUACACAGCUCCAUUUCACAUGAGAGCCCUGCAGAGAAACUCAUAAAGCAAUCAAGGACUGUGGACAUAAUCUCAAGAAAGCCAGCAACAAAAAAGACAACUGUAUCUACAAAAGCUGUGGCUAGUGUGAUGAGGAAAACCACCAGUCCCUGCCCGGUUGUUCUGACCUGCGACUGUUAUGGAACAGAUAGAGUCUGCAGCAUUUGCCUGUCAAGGCGGCAGCAGGUUGCCCCUCGGGCAGGCACACCAGGAUUCAGAGCACCAGAGGUCCUGACAAAGUGUCCUAACCAAACCACAGCCAUUGACAUGUGGUCUGCAGGUGUCAUACUCCUCUCCCUGCUCAGUGGGCGGUACCCAUUUUACAAGGCCAGCGAUGAUUUAACUGCUCUGGCUCAAAUCAUGACAAUUCGAGGAUCCAGGGAAACUAUCCAGGCUGCUAAAGCUUUUGGCAAAUCAGUUUUGUGUAGCAAAGAAGUCCCAGCACAAGACUUGAGGAAACUCUGUGAGAGACUAAGGAGUCUAGACCCCACCACUCCCAAGAUAGCAGUUGAUCCACCAGAGUAUGUCUGUCUAGAGAACAAUGCCCGUAAAACUUCUUCCCGAGGACAGACACCUCCAGGACAACAUUCAGAGGAUUCCUUGUGUAAAGGGGACAGUGAUGGUUGUGGGAGUCGUCCCAGGGAGUGUACUACCAACUUGGAAGGCUGGGAUGCAGUACCUGAUGAAGCCUAUGACCUGCUUGACAAACUUCUGGAUCUAAACCCAGCUUCCAGGAUAACAGCAGAGGCGGCCUUAUUGCAUCCAUUCUUUAAAGAUAUGAGUUCCUGAUGCAGUUUUCCAUUCACUGUCACUGCCAUGUGUUGUGAGGUGGGGUGAUCACAGGUUCUUGUUUGCAUCCAAGUCCAGGGAAGCAUGAAUAACUUAUUUUAAAGUUACAGUACUUGCUCUGAUGUCAUAUUGUAAGCAGAUGGGGACCUUUUCAAGAUCCAGGGGGAAACCUCUACAUGAUCUUGGAAUUAAACCACCAAGUAGAGUCAGAUCUUUAGUUCCCUGAUUUUCUCUGCUUCCAGAGCAGCCUUAGCCUGAUGCACAGGUUCAAGGAACAGGUCAUAAAGUUCACAGAUAUGACAGGGAAUAAUAAGGGAGUGAAAAUAAGGGAGUGUGUAUGGUCUACGCUGUGUGUGCAUGGGGAACUGGCUCUUGGUGGUGUACAGGAGAGACAGUGAUCUUUCCUAUUAGUGUGCAUAUAAACAAAUAAUUACUGCCGGGAUAUAGGAGAAAUGAUACCACUUCAUACAGUCAUGUCUUGUAAGUUACACAGUGUGUACUGCAGUUUCUGGUUCUUCAUUAGGUGCAUUUAUUUAUAUUGGAAACCUAAUAAUGUGCAUAUUGUUGAUGAGGCAAACGUGCUGCUUUUGCUCUACAACUGUUUUUUCACACUAUCUAGUUUAUUAAUUAGGUAACUGCUACAAGGAAAGGUAAGAGUACAGCUGGGAACACUACGGGGUUUUGUCUGCUAGGAGCAUCCAGACUCCUGCAUUUCUGACCUAAGUUGACCUUGCUUAGGUGGAUUGGGAGGAAAGAUAAUGAUGUAGACAAAUGUGCAUUUUUUACAUUCUAAACUGCCCCGUGUCUAUGAUAGCAUGCCAGGCUUCCCAGGGGUCAGGAGGGUAGACUUGCUGAAGAGUUCCCUUCCUAUAAUCAUAGGUCAUCAGUAUACUCAUUUUGCUGUUUUGAACCCUGGUAGAUCAAUGUGUAUAAACACUUUGUCUUAUGCUAUAUUUUUUUUAAAAGCUUGAAUGUUGUGGGGAUAUGUAUUUAAUAAUAAAUGCUUCCUUUUAGA